This is a messenger RNA of Brassica napus (rape), 1192 nucleotides long. RefSeq lists its product as uncharacterized. Lineage: Eukaryota; Viridiplantae; Streptophyta; Magnoliopsida; Brassicales; Brassicaceae. The transcript is spliced from 3 exons. The coding region runs from base 1 to 831 and encodes 276 amino acids. Gene Ontology annotation, molecular function: zinc ion binding. The record is from RefSeq and is a predicted model, not a curated record.
AUGAAGAAGAUCUUUUGGAAAAUUGCAAAGGCAUACACGGUUGCUGAGUAUGAUGAAGGAAUUGAAGAAAUGAGGCAGUAUGACCUUGGUGUUUAUGAAACAUUAAUGGAAAAAAAUCCUCAGGCUUGCAGCCGUGCUUACUUCACGGGUACAGCAUGUUGUGAAGAUGUUCACAACAAUUUCUCGGAGAUAUAUAACAACACAAUCAACACAGCAAGAGAGAUGCCUUUAGUGGAGAUGCUUGAGACAAUAAGGCGUCUAGCUAUGAAUUGUCGAGCAGUUGCUGGAGCUAAUGGGCAGUUUGAUGUGCGUGAGAAUAAUGUUGGCCAUAGUGUUCAUAUGACAAGAAGGACAUGUACAUGUCGGAAGUGGGAUAUGACCGGCAUUCCAUGUCGCCAUGCUCUACGAGUGAUCAUGCAUAUGAAGUGGAAAUCUGAUGAUUAUGUUUCAGAUUGGUACCUGACCUCUAAAUGGCGUGCCACAUAUGAGAACUCUAUCUCUCCUGUUACUGGCAUGCGAUUUUGGAGAAAAACUGAUGAAACUCGGAUACAACCACCAACGAGGCCAGAAUCUAAAGGUCGUAAGAAGAAGCAAAAGAGGAUUAAAGGAAAAAAUGAGUCUCCAAAAAAGAAACGAAAGGUUCAAUGCGGUGAAGAAUCUCCCAAGAAACUUAAAGCUAGCAGGGAAAGAAGGACAAUGACGUGUGGACAUUGUGGGAUAACAGGUCAUAAUGCUUUUAAAUGUCCAAAUAGUGGUGCCUCAGUUUAUAGAAAGCCAAAAAAAAACACGUUGUCACAAGGAGAAGGGCCAAACCAAGAAUCACAGGUAUAAGCUUUGAUGGAGUUAAGCUUUGAUGGAGUUAAAAGCUUUGGUGGUGGAUCUGUUUUUUUUUUUUUUUGCUUUAAGUUUUUAGGAUCUGUUGGUGCAGAUUUUGUUGGUUCGGUUCUUAGGAUGUGCUGUGAUACUUUUGUUGUUUCUUUUGGAUUCGUACUUGAUGAUGGUUAAAAUAUUUUUUUUCUAAACUAUGUUUCAUCUUGUUAAGACAUGAUCAAUUUACUCCCAAUUGAUCUCUGUUUAGCGAAGUGUAAAAGAAAGAAGCAGAGUAAAUAAAAUUUCACCGCAAGCUACGUCGUAUUGAGAAACGUCAACACUUAACAGUUGACUCACAGAAUUAGGGUCAAAGUUGAUUUUU